CACAGACAAACAGAGAGAAAAAACGGGUAUCGUCUCGGUCAUCUCUCUCUGUUCAAGUCUCUACGCCAACAUCACCAUUAGUUGUUGCUUUUUUGGCGUUUCUGCACCCCCACAUCACGUCUCUCUCUCUCUCUCUCAGUAGUGAGGGCUCGCAGUUCAUCGAGGAACAGCUUUCUCUCUGUAAGCCCUAAGGUUCUGUGAGAACCCUAUCAGAUUAUAGUAUCAGGUGAUCGGGGCACUUGUUUGGAAACAACCCUUAACAGCGAUCAGAUCUACGGAUAUCUACGCAGUUCGUGUACAGUGAUGCAGCUUUAGCUCGCCGGGGGAAAUGGCGAGUUCAGACUCAACAAAACGUCCCCGCCCGGGGCCGUGGCCGCCGGCGGGAGAGCAGCCGGCAAUGCAGUCAUCGUGGGCGAAAAGGACUGGGUUCAGAACAAGRUUCUCCGGGGAGACGAAUGCCAGUGAUUCUGGCCAGAUUGUGGCAGCACCGAAGCCGAAGGAGUCUGAGUUUCCGGUGGAUCUCGAAGCAGGUCGAGGUCGGCCAGCUCCCGCUGGAAAUGGUGAGCCCGAGAGUGAAAAAAUGCGGCCUUCGUCUGAUAGAGAUCAGUCGGUUAGGAAGAGGAGGGAUUCAGAAGGAGCAGGGAAGAGUGCUGGACCGGGUCCCAAUGGGCAGGUCCGGUCGGACCCUGCGCCGCAACCUCCUCCGAAGCCUAGUCGGGAAGAAGAGGUUGUCGAUGUUUUGCCUCAAGUUGUCAAUGACGAAGCAUUUGUAGCUCGUCAUUCUCAUAUGAAGUAUGAGCUCAGAGAUACCCCUGGCCUUGUUCCAAUUAGUCUAUAUGGGUUGCAGCAUUACAUUUCCAUUUUAGGCUCCUUGAUUCUCAUUCCACUGGUCAUAAUCCCAGCAAUGGGUGGCAGUCAUGAGGAUACUUCAAUGGUAGUGUCCACCGUGAUGUUUGUAUCGGGAGUGACGACUCUGUUGCACACAUUCUUCGGUUCAAGGUUGCCGUUGAUACAGGGUCCAUCAUUUGUAUAUCUUGCUCCAGCUCUGGUGAUAAUUAACUCUCCUGAGUUCCAAGGGCUGAAUGGAAACAAUUUCAAGCAUAUAAUGAAGCACUUACAGGGUGCUAUAAUUAUAUCUUCUGCAUUUCAAGCAUUUCUGGGGUAUAGUGGACUCAUGUCAGUCUUGCUGAGGUUCAUCAAUCCAGUGGUUGUAUCCCCAACUAUAGCUGCAGUUGGGCUUUCCUUCUAUAGUUAUGGUUUCCCACAAGUGGGUACCUGUCUAGAAAUCGGUAUUGUGCAGAUAUUACUGGUUGUUAUUUUUUCACUUUAUCUCCGUAAAAUAUCAGUCUUUGGUCAUCGCAUAUUUCUAAUUUAUGCAGUUCCAUUGGGUUUAGCAAUCACAUGGGCUGCUGCUUUCCUUCUUACAGAAACUGGAGCCUAUAACUACAAAGGUUGUGAUAUGAAUAUACCUGCAUCAAAUAUUGUAUCUGAAGCCUGCAGAAAGCAUGUUUCCAGGAUGAAACACUGCAGAGUUGAUACUUCUCAUGCAUUAAAGUCUUCCCCGUGGUUUAGAUUUCCAUAUCCAUUACAAUGGGGUACACCUGUGUUUGACUGGAAAAUGGUUCUUGUAAUGUGUGCGGUUUCUAUAAUUGCAUCAGUUGAUUCGGUUGGCUCAUACCAUGCAUCAUCAUUACUGGUGGCAUCUAGACCUCCAACCCCAGGUGUUCUUAGUCGAGGGAUUGGUUUUGAAGGACUUUCUAGUGUCUUGGCUGGUCUCUGGGGUACAGGAACUGGAUGUACAACCCUUACUGAAAAUGUGCAUACUAUUGCUGUGACCAAAAUGGGAAGCCGAAGAGCAGUUGAAUUAGGUGCAUGUAUUUUGAUACUCUUGUCUCUUGUGGGUAAAGUUGGGGGCUUUAUUGCUUCAAUUCCUGAUGUUAUAGUUGCUGCUCUACUCUGCUUCAUGUGGGCAAUGCUAGCGGCAUUGGGCUUGUCAAACUUGCGUUACAGUGAGGCAGGAAGUUCUAGAAAUAUUAUUAUAGUCGGGCUCUCUCUCUUCUUCUCCUUAUCUGUGCCUGCCUACUUCCAGCAAUAUGGUGUCAGUCCUAAUGCUAAUUCUUCUGUUCCAAGUUAUUUCCAACCAUAUAUUGUGGCAUCUCAUGGACCUAUCCGAGGCAAAUAUGGCGGGGUAAACUAUGUUUUGAACACAUUACUGUCAUUUCAUAUGAUCGUAGCAUUCCUCAUAGCUGUGGUUCUGGACAACACUGUACCUGGCAGCCGGCAAGAGCGUGGGGUCUAUGUCUGGUGCGAAACUGAGACUGCAAGGAGAGAACCUGCAGUUGCAAAGGACUAUGAGCUGCCUUUCAGAGUUGGGCGUGUUUUUAGAUGGGUAAAAUGGGUUGGACUUUGAGAGUUGGAAGUUUCAUUAGGUGUGUCUAAGCCACUGUCACUCUCCUACAUUCAUGAUAAGCCAAUCCCAGAAAAGAUACCCAUUUAAUCCAUUGUAAUUCAGGAAAAGAAUAUAGAGAAAUGAUGUAUCUUGGUACGAGUAAUACAUAGGGAAAUGGCUGCCCAAAAAGUUGGAUUUUCGGUACAUGAUGGGUCCUGCUGUGGGAGCAGUGAUCCUAUAGAAAACGAGUCUGUAAAAUUUGGGGUUGGGAGGGAUACUCCAGUGUUGUAAUUCUAAUUAUAAACAGUGUAUCUAUUUGAGUCACUGAAAAUGCCAGCGAGAUGAAUUUUUUUGUC
Messenger RNA from Nelumbo nucifera (sacred lotus), 2745 nucleotides. RefSeq names its product nucleobase-ascorbate transporter 12. The record is from RefSeq and is a predicted model, not a curated record. Gene Ontology annotation, molecular function: transmembrane transporter activity. Gene Ontology annotation, biological process: transmembrane transport. Gene Ontology annotation, cellular component: membrane. NCBI's taxonomy places the organism in Eukaryota, Viridiplantae, Streptophyta, Magnoliopsida, Proteales, Nelumbonaceae.